Propithecus coquereli (Coquerel's sifaka) is the source of this 3063-nucleotide messenger RNA. RefSeq names its product round spermatid basic protein 1-like (gene RSBN1L). The record is from RefSeq and is a predicted model, not a curated record. Gene Ontology annotation, cellular component: nucleus. The coding region runs from base 43 to 2565 and encodes 840 amino acids. The transcript has 8 exons. NCBI's taxonomy places the organism in Eukaryota, Metazoa, Chordata, Mammalia, Primates, Indriidae.
GCACCGGGGAGCGGAGGAGAGUAAAUACAACAGGAGUGCAAAAUGGCGGAGCCCCGGAGCCCAGUGCGCGGCGCCGCUGUUGCUGCCGCCGCCGCUGUCGCCUCGGAGAAAGAACCGUUCGUCAUGCGGCAGCCCUCCUCCAGGGACGCACCGGGUUCUCUGUCCGCCAAGAAGGUCCGGACUGAGGAGAAGAAGGCACCGCGGAGAGUGAACGGAGAAGGAGGCAGCGGCGGGAACAGCAGGCAGCUGCAGCCGCCAGCAGCACCUUCGCCUCAGAGCUAUGGCAGCUCUGCGUCUUGGAGCUUCUCCGCUCUGUCGGCUGCCCCCUCCCCGUCCUCUUCUCGGAGCAGUUUCUCUUUCUCCGUUGGCACGGCCGUUCCCUCGUCAGCCUCCGCUUCCUUGUCUCAGCCAGUGCCGCGCAAACUGCUGGUCCCUCCUACGCUGCUGCACGCUCAGCCUCACCAUCUCCUGCUGCCGGCCGCCGCUUCCUCGGCCAACGCCAAGUCUCGCAGACCUAAGGAGAAGCGGGAGAAGGAGAAGAGGAAGCAUGGCCUAGGUGAGGCUAGCGGGGCCGCCCGGGAGGAGAACGGCGAGGUGAAGCAGCCGCCGCGAGAUAAAAUCAAAGACAAAAUUAAAGAAAGAGACAAAGAAAAAGAGAGAGAAAAAAAGAAACAUAAAGUAAUGACUGAGAUCAAGAAAGAGAAUGGAGAAGUAAAAAUUUUGCUAAAAAGUGGGAAGGAGAAACCAAAAACAAAUGUAGAAGACCUACAAAUUAAAAAAGUAAAGAAGAAAAAGAAAAAGAAACACAAAGAGAAUGAAAAACGGAAGCGUCCAAAAAUGUAUAGUAAAUCUAUUCAGACCAUCUGCUCAGGAUUGUUAUCUGAUGUUGAAGAUCAAGAAGCCAAAGGCAUCCUAAAUGAUAACAUAAAGGAUUACAUUGGAAAGAAUUUGGAUACCAAGCACUAUGAUUCCAAAAUUCCAGAGAACAGUGAGUUUCCAUUUGUCUCGUUAAAGGAGCCACGAGUUCAGAAUAACCUCAAAAGGUUGGACACUUUGGAAUUCAAACAGCUCAUUCAUAUUGAGCACCAACCUAAUGGAGGUGCAUCGGUUAUCCAUGCCUACAGUAACGAACUCUCCCACCUGUCUCCUAUGGAGAUGGAGAGGUUUGCAGAAGAGUUUGUGGGUCUAGUGUUCAGUGAAAAUGAAAACUCUGCAGCUUUCUAUGUAAUGGGUAUUGUUCAUGGGGCAGCUACUUAUUUACCUGACUUUUUAGACUACUUUUCAUUUAAUUUUCCCAAUUCACCAGUGAAAAUGGAGAUAUUGGGAAAGAAAGAUAUAGAGACAACAACUAUGUCCAAUUUUCAUGCUCAGGUAAAAAGAACGUAUUCUCAUGGUACUUACAGAGCUGGCCCAAUGCGACAAAUAAGCUUGGUGGGAGCAGUUGAUGAAGAAGUGGGAGAUUACUUUCCUGAGUUCCUUGACAUGUUGGAAAAUUCACCAUUUUUAAAAUGUACACUGCCGUGGGGGACACUAUCUAGUCUAAAAUUAGAGAGUCGAAAAGACAGUGAUGAUGGCCCCAUCAUGUGGGUACGUCCAGGAGAACAAAUGAUCCCUGUGGCUGAUAUGCCAAAGUCACCUUUCAAAAGGAAAAGAACUACCAAUGAAAUAAAAAACCUUCAGUACCUACCUCGAACCAGUGAGCCCCGUGAGAUGCUCUUUGAAGACAGGACAAGAGCUCAUGCAGAUCACAUAGGACAAGGUUUUGAACGACAGACUACAGCUGCUGUUGGAGUGCUGAAGGCUGUACACUGUGGAGAGUGGCCUGAUCAACCCCGAAUAACCAAAGAUGUAAUUUGUUUUCAUGCUGAGGAUUUCUUAGAAGUAGUUCAACGAAUGCAGUUAGAUUUACAUGAACCUCCACUGUCCCAGUGUGUCCAGUGGGUCGAUGAUGCAAAACUUAAUCAACUGAGGAGAGAAGGCAUUCGCUAUGCCAGGAUUCAGCUGUAUGAUAAUGACAUUUAUUUUAUUCCAAGGAAUGUUGUUCAUCAGUUCAAGACAGUUUCAGCUGUAUGCAGUUUAGCAUGGCAUGUUCGGCUCAAAUUAUAUCACUCAGAGGAGGACACUUCCCAGAAUACAGCUACUCAUGAAACAGGCACAUCACCAGAUUCCACAUCAUCAGUUCUUGGACCUCACACUGACAUGAUUUGUGCUGUAAGAAAAUGCUCCUUGGAUUCUGUUUUUUCAGAUAAACUUCAUUCUAAAUAUGAAUUACAGCAGAUUAAACAUGAACCUACUGCAUCUGUAAGAAUCAAGGAAGAACCUGUCACUAUUCCUGAAAAGACUAGAGCACCGAAUAAUACGGAUGGCAAGAAUGUGAAAACAAAAUUGGAUCAUGUUCAAUUUACAGAAUUUAAGAUCCACAUGGAUUCUAAAUUUGAAAAUAGCAACCAAGAUUUAAGGGAAGAAUUGUGCCCUGGAAGUCUCAUAAGUCUAGUUGAUUCAAGGCAACAUAGUUCAGCACAUCCAAAUCAAGAUAGAAAAGAUGAUGAUGACAUUUUGUGCUAAAUUUGUACAUAACAUUUAAAAUUCUUUUUUAAAAAAAAUUUAAUAAUGUAAUAAAGAUUCAUGAAUUCUGAAAGCAAGCCAAGGACUUGCUCCCAAGUCUGUUACAAAAUAUAGUUUAUGUAGCUUUGUAACAUUCCUCAGUGCCUGUCCAUAACUGUGAAGUAUCAAGCACUUAGGGCCAGAUGCACUGUAAACAUUGCAGGUUUAAACUUAAAGGAGUCUUUAAAAAAUCAUUUGAGUUGGAAUUAUAGGUUUUAGAAUAGAGCUGACAUUAACAUAUAUAUAUAUUUUUUGUAAGAUGAGCCAGAAUUCUUUUUUGACAAUUUAAGGCUUUUCCAUAGAGCUUAUUUAUACCAAUUUUUUUUUUCAUUUUAAACGUGUCAGCACUGUAGUGUAAAUAGCUUUUAAAAAAUCUUUUUAGUGUGAUUUAUACUGAAAUGUGAACCACUUAAUAAAGGUUCAUAAUAAUAUGUUUUCUCUUGGAUCUGCAAAGACAAA